GUCGUCUAACAGGUAUGUAGAGAUGUUGACUGUGUUAUGGAUAGCAUGUGGUAGCUUAUGUUAGCGAUUCCUUGCAGAACGGCACGUUAAGAGAAACCUUGUGACUGACAUUUGGUUGGCGUCGCCCCUCUACAGGCGAAAGCUUGAGUGAGCUGGAAUUGAGCUCGGGUAUCCGUUGCGAAUAUUUUGGGGGUUGGCUGUGUGUGUACCAUAUAAACUGAACAAGUUGUCCCUCGCACAUUUGCACGAUUACCUGACCCACGGAGUCACGAGAUCGGAUGUGUACGAUUGUUGCACGAGCCGCAGCCGUCCCGACAUUCAUCUGUUGUUGCUUAUCAGGGGUGGGGAGAUUAUUCAUGAUUGGCCGUGCCUCUACCAACGAGUAGUUUUUACGUUUUGGAGCUACCUGAGUUAUCCGGAGGCGCUGUUGCUUUACCAUAUAUAAUUGUUAAUUUUCUUUUGUUUCAUUUGAAUUGUUGGUUACGUUUGCUGUUUAUUUUAUUUUAUUAUUUUUGUUUUGCUUUUAUUCUUACCUUACCUGGUUGGCAUUACUGUUUUUAUGGUUUUGCUUUCUUAUGGUUAAAUUCUGUAGUGGCAUAUUCCAUUUAAUUUGAUUCUAUCAUAUUGUUUCCUUCAUAUUUGUAUUUUUUUGUAUUUUGUGAAACUGCAUUGUGGUGGGCAAGUAGAGCGCCUACUGCUAUAUCUCACUGUAGUGCUCCGUACCCGUAGGGUGCCUGUACCCUCGAAGUUUGUGCCAAACCUGUCUCUAUUUUAUCCCUUCACAGGGGCUGAGGGCCGAAGGCGGGCCGAGCUUGGUGUGGUGGUGUUCUCCACUAGUGCUGUGAUGUGUGUGUGUGUGCGCGUGAGCGUGUGUACCCCGGUGUAACCAGUGUGAGGUGUGGUGUGACCUAGUGUGUCCCUAAACCCCGCUGUCGGAUCUCAGCUCCUGUUCUUUCUUUGGCCUAUUUUGAGGGGCUUGUUGUCUCAGGUUGCUUCGGGUGGUACUCUUCCAUCAUAGUCUUUUCUUUGUUUAUAUUUUAUAUUUCUUUAUUUCCAAGUGAUUGUGUGUCCGAAUCUUUUUAAUAAAAGUAUAUAUAUAUUUCUACGCUCACGUCUCCUGCCGCUUCCUGAAGUGAACCUGUGUGCUUUAAAUUAUAAGAAGCUUUAUUUUGGUCCCUGGCAAGUAUCCAGGGUGGCGUAGUCGCUCCCUUUUUUUUGUCGAUUGGCGUCAGGUCACACAAAGUUACUAGUUUCAACAAAAUCUAGAUCACAUACUUGUUGAGAGAAAGAGAGGGUAUGUGUGUUUUUGUUAGUUUUUCCCCCUCAUUUGUCUGUCAAGUAUUCACAGAGGAGAUGGGUUUUAAGUAGUUUUUGAAUGUUGUGAGAGAUGUGGUUGACCGGACUGUGUUAAGAAAAAUGUUCUACCAGGAAGGAGAUAUUUUGGAGAAUGAGCGGAAAAGGCUGUUAGUCCUGUUCAACACAAAUAAUUGUGUGGGGGUGGAGCACCUGUAUCCUCUAAAUGAUGUUGCAUGCCUCAACACGGCCCCUGUACUAUACAACUCACUGACGUCCAUACCUGCAACCUCUAGGUGUGUCCUAUUUGUAGAUCGUGUUUCUGCUUCUGUCACAACAGAGUUUCUGAGGAUGGAGAGCAGCAGGAGCGCAUGUGUGAAUUCAAAUGACUGUUACCCAUCCAUCAAACCCCCACACCGGGCGGCUCUGAUUCUGGCCCGGGGCGGCAGUAAAGGAAUCCCAUUGAAAAACAUCAAAGUUUUGGCAGGAGUUCCUCUUAUCGGAUGGGUGAUAAGAGCUGCUUUGGAGUCAGACGUCAUUGACAGUGUGUGGGUGUCUACUGAUCACGACGAGAUUGAACGGGUUGCUCGCAUCUGGGGCGCAAAUGUUCAGCGGCGUAGUCCGGAAGUGUCCAAAGACUGCUCCAGCUCCCUGGAGACCAUCCAAGAGUUCAUCCAUCAAAGACCUGAGGUGGACAUCGUGUGUCACAUUCAGGCGACCUCUCCAUGCCUGCAACCGUAUCACAUCAGAGAAGCCCUGCAGAUGAUCACCCAACAGGGUUAUGACUUUGUUGUCUCAGUAGUGCGCCGACACCAGUUUCGCUGGCAGGAGGUGAACCAGAAAGGUGGCGAGUUCACACGUCCUCUGAACAUUGACGUAGCGCACAGACCAAGACGUCAAGACUGGCCCGGAGAGCUCUAUGAAAACGGUUCUUUCUACUUUACCAAGAAAGAAAUAUGGAAAGAUGGCUUGACGCAGUUGGGUAAUGUCGGCUACUAUGAGAUGCUGCCUGAACACAGUGUUGAUAUUGAUGUGGAUAUAGAUUGGAUGGUGGCUGAGCAGAGAGUGUUGAGGUUUGGAUAUUUUGGCCAAAAGAAGAACGCACGGAUCAGACUGCUUCUGUGCAGAGUGUCUGGCUGUCUUGCCAACGGUCAAAUAUUUGUGUCAGUCUCAGGACAUGAGUUUGUUGCUAUCAAUGGAAAAGACCUGGCUGGGAUACGAAUGCUACAGGAGGAGGAUAUAGAGGUGAUUCUUGUAUCUGGUAUGAAUGAACCAAUGCCAGAGGCUCUGCUGAGGACCGUUUCCAAGCAGGCAGGCUGUGACAUCGAACUCAGAGUCGAGAAGAAUAAUGUUGCAAUUGAACGUUUGUUGAAGGAGAAGAAUCUGCACAAGGAAGAGGUGGCUUUCAUGGGUGCAGAAUGUGAGGACGUGGAGAUCAUGUCGCAGGUUGGCCUGAAUGCCGUAGCUCCUGAUGCGCCUGCAUCACAUCUCAUCUCAACUGACUACACCUGUCAAAGACCCGCGGGCAAAGGGGCAGUUUUUGAGUUUGCUCAGUACAUCCUGCUGCUGAAGAAAAUGUUAAAGUCGCCAAUCAACUAUGAUCGCAUUGACAGAAACAACUUCUAAACAUACUUUGUCUUUAUUUUUUCUGGUGUUUCAACACUUUAACCUCAUGCAAAAACAGUAAUAACAACACUAACAAUAGAUAAAUCAUUUUAAAGUAUUCGUAUAUUUAUAAUAAUAAAGUAAUUAGCUGUCAAAUGUUUCUUGAGAAUGUCUAUAACUGUGUAUUGAUAUUUAACUAUGUUCAAAAUCUAUAAUAAAUCUUGGGCUCGUUUCAACCGGGUUUCAAUUUUCUUAUGCUAUUGUAAACUGUGAAAAGAACUUCAAUAAAGGAUCAAACAACCAGGUUCUA
Triplophysa dalaica is the source of this 3208-nucleotide messenger RNA. It is a transcript of the gene cmasb, whose product is annotated as cytidine monophosphate N-acetylneuraminic acid synthetase b. Gene Ontology annotation, molecular function: N-acylneuraminate cytidylyltransferase activity. The transcript has 11 exons. The coding region runs from base 1417 to 2919 and encodes 500 amino acids. Lineage: Eukaryota; Metazoa; Chordata; Actinopteri; Cypriniformes; Nemacheilidae. The record is from RefSeq and is a predicted model, not a curated record.